UUUUUUUAUGCAAAUAAUUAGACUGUAAAAAAAAAUAUCUAUUUUGAUAGAUUAUAAAAAAUAUUUACGGAAUUGUAAUUGUGUGAUAGUGUAAUAGUCAUAAAUAAGAAAUAUUGUCGCCCUGGAACUAUUAAAUGGAAUAUUAUAAGAAAAAUAAAUGAAUAACUACAAUAUUUACAAUAAUAACUAUAAAAUGGAGCGUGAAGCAUUGCACCCAAUAACGACCUGUUGUAAUUUAAGCCAGUCUCGCGGUCGUAGAGAAAGAGAAAAUUCAAUGAACGUAAGCCACAGCGGCUCUAACGGGAUGAACUCAACGGGGUCAUUGAGCACACUUUCGAGAGAAGAGCGCCGUCGGCGUAGGAGAGCUACUCAAAAAUAUCGAACUGCACACGCAACUCGGGAGCGAGUAAGAGUAGAAGCAUUCAACUUAGCAUUUGCUGAACUGAGAAAACUGCUACCGACUUUGCCGCCCGACAAAAAGCUGUCCAAGAUUGAGAUUCUUAGGCUGGCUAUUUGUUACAUCGCGUACCUAAACCACGUACUAGAAGCGUAAAUAAGUGUAAUUAUUUAAAUUUUAUAUUUAAUUGACCAGUUUAAUAAAGUAAUAAGUUUAU
Molecule: messenger RNA, 614 nt
Organism: Cotesia glomerata
Lineage: Eukaryota; Metazoa; Arthropoda; Insecta; Hymenoptera; Braconidae
Gene: HLH4C
Product: helix-loop-helix protein 1
Exons: 4
Coding region: 158-553 (131 amino acids)
Biological process (GO): regulation of transcription by RNA polymerase II
Molecular function (GO): protein dimerization activity; RNA polymerase II cis-regulatory region sequence-specific DNA binding; DNA-binding transcription factor activity, RNA polymerase II-specific
Source: RefSeq, a predicted model, not a curated record